GCGGGGAAGCGACCGCUGGCUGAGGAGCGUGCGGGCUGAGGCCCCUCGGCGCCGGCGGCCAUGGACCUCGGGGCGGCGGCGGAGCCGGGCGCCGGCAGCCAGCGCCAGGAAGUCCGCGACGAGGUGGCCGAGAAGUGCCAGAAGCUCUUCCUGGAUUUCCUGGAGGAGUUCCAGAACAGUGAUGGAGAAAUUAAGUACUUGCAGUUAGCAGAGGAGCUCAUCCGUCCUGAGAGAAACACAUUGGUUGUGAGUUUUGUGGACCUGGAGCAAUUUAACCAACAACUUUCUACCACCAUUCAAGAAGAGUUCUAUAGAGUUUACCCUUACCUAUGUCGGGCCUUAAAAACUUUUGUCAAAGACCGAAAAGAGAUUCCUCUUGCCAAGGAUUUUUAUGUUGCAUUCCAAGACCUGCCUACCAGACACAAAAUUCGAGAACUCACCUCAUCCAGAAUUGGUUUACUGACUCGAAUCAGUGGGCAGGUAGUACGGACUCACCCCGUUCACCCAGAGCUUGUGAGUGGAACAUUCCUAUGCUUGGACUGUCAGACAGUAAUCAAGGAUGUAGAACAGCAGUUCAAAUACACACAACCAAAUAUCUGCCGAAAUCCAGUUUGUGCCAACAGAAGGAGAUUCUUGCUGGACACAAAUAAAUCAAGAUUUGUGGAUUUUCAAAAGGUUCGUAUUCAAGAGACUCAAGCUGAGCUUCCUCGAGGGAGUAUCCCCCGAAGUUUAGAAGUGAUCUUGAGAGCUGAAGCUGUGGAGUCAGCUCAAGCUGGUGACAAGUGUGACUUUACAGGGACUCUAAUUGUUGUGCCUGAUGUCUCUAAGCUUAGCAUACCAGGAGCGCGUGCAGAAACUAAUUCCCGUGUAAGUGGUGUUGAUGGAUAUGAGACAGAAGGCAUUCGAGGACUCCGGGCUCUUGGUGUUAGGGACCUUUCAUACAGGCUGGUCUUUCUUGCCUGUUGUGUUGCACCCACCAACCCAAGGUUUGGAGGGAAAGAACUCCGAGAUGAGGAACAGACUGCUGAGAGCAUUAAGAACCAAAUGACUGUGAAGGAGUGGGAGAAAGUGUUUGAAAUGAGUCAGGAUAAAAAUCUGUACCACAAUCUCUGUACCAGCCUGUUCCCUACUAUACAUGGCAAUGAUGAAGUAAAACGGGGUGUCCUGCUGAUGCUCUUUGGUGGUGUUCCAAAGACAACAGGGGAAGGAACCUCUCUUCGAGGGGACAUAAAUGUUUGCAUUGUUGGUGACCCAAGUACAGCUAAGAGCCAGUUUCUCAAGCACGUGGAGGAGUUCAGCCCCAGAGCUGUCUACACUAGCGGCAAAGCAUCCAGUGCUGCUGGCUUAACAGCAGCUGUUGUGAGAGAUGAGGAAUCUCAUGAAUUUGUCAUUGAAGCUGGAGCUUUGAUGCUGGCUGAUAAUGGUGUAUGUUGUAUUGAUGAAUUUGAUAAGAUGGAUGUGCGGGAUCAAGUCGCUAUUCAUGAGGCUAUGGAACAGCAAACCAUCUCCAUCACUAAAGCAGGAGUGAAGGCUACUCUGAAUGCCAGGACAUCCAUUUUGGCAGCAGCAAACCCAAUCAGUGGACAUUAUGACAGAUCAAAGUCGUUGAAACAAAAUAUAAAUUUGUCAGCCCCCAUCAUGUCCCGAUUUGAUCUCUUCUUUAUACUUGUGGAUGAAUGCAAUGAGGUUACAGAUUAUGCUAUUGCCCGACGUAUAGUAGAUUUGCAUUCAAGAAUUGAGGAUUCGAUUGAUCGUGUCUAUUCCCUUGAUGAUAUUAGGAGGUAUCUUCUCUUUGCAAGACAGUUUAAACCCAAGAUUUCUAAAGAGUCCGAGGACUUCAUUGUGGAACAGUAUAAACGUCUCCGCCAGAGGGAUGGCUCUGGAGUAACCAAGUCUUCAUGGAGGAUUACAGUGCGACAACUUGAGAGCAUGAUCCGUCUCUCUGAAGCAAUGGCUCGAAUGCACUGCUGUGAUGAGGUCCAACCUAAACAUGUGAAGGAAGCUUUUAGGUUACUGAAUAAGUCAAUCAUCCGUGUAGAAACACCUGAUGUUAAUCUAGAUCAAGAAGAAGAGGCCCAGAUGGAGGUAGAUGAGGGCCCAGAUGGCAUCAAUGGUCCUGUUGACAGCCCUGCUCUUGUGAAUGGAAUCAAUGGCCAUAGUGAAGACAUAAACCAAGAUUUGGUUCCUAAAGCCUCCUUAAGGCUGAGCUUCCCUGAGUACUGCCGAAUAUCUAACCUUAUUGUGCUUCACCUCAGGAAGAUGGAGGAAGAAGAGGAUGAGUCGGCAUUAAAGAGAAGUGAGCUUGUUAACUGGUACUUGAAGGAAAUCGAAUCAGAAAUAGAUUCUGAAGAGGAACUUAUAAAUAAAAAGAGAAUCAUAGAGAAAGUCAUUCAUCGACUCACCCACUAUGAUCAUGUUCUAAUUGAACUCACCCAAGCUGGAUUGAAAGGCUCCACAGAAGGAAGUGAGAGCUAUGAGGAAGAUCCCUACUUGGUAGUUAACCCUAAUUACUUGCUUGAAGAUUGAAAUACUGAAAGUAUCUGAGAGACUGUUGCCCUUCCCUCCUGGCCUGGAGUCUGGAUGUAGCUCUACUAGCAAGAGAAAUGUUUCUGGGGCAAGACUUCAGGAAGAUUUAUUUUGAGGAAUAAGAACCUUGUUGCUGGUCUUGGUUUCUGUAACUAAGACCUUCGUUUCACAUGUAUAAGAAAAAGUCCAGUACUUCUUUGGUAUGAGAAUAGCUUUUUACAAUUGCCAGCUACUGCUUUUCUUCAUCAAAAUAAAAUGAUGUAUUCUGCA
Molecule: messenger RNA, 2796 nt
Organism: Canis lupus familiaris (dog)
Lineage: Eukaryota; Metazoa; Chordata; Mammalia; Carnivora; Canidae
Gene: MCM6
Product: minichromosome maintenance complex component 6
Exons: 17
Coding region: 61-2526 (821 amino acids)
Biological process (GO): double-strand break repair via break-induced replication; DNA replication initiation; mitotic DNA replication
Cellular component (GO): nucleus; MCM complex
Molecular function (GO): single-stranded 3'-5' DNA helicase activity; single-stranded DNA binding; ATP binding
Source: RefSeq, a predicted model, not a curated record